AUGAUAUCCUCCGAUGCUCUCAAACUCACCCCUUUACUCAAAAUAAUCGCGCCUCAAGAACCUUUCCUCCAUACGAACACAGGGACACAAUCGUCGCGCGACAUUCGGGUGAGGGCAGAUGAGUUGGGCGAGUUAGGAGGCACUUCUAUGAUGGUACACUUCACUCUAUCGAAGAACCGCGUCCCAAUUGUGCUUCUCGAAAGAGAAAUCACGCUCUCGGCCCUAGUUCCAAUGGCCUUUGAGCUUCUCGAGCCAGAUCACGGUCUUCCCGGCCCGAACCAGAACAGACGGCAAGACGAUUUCCGUUUCUUCCUCUAUGUUUCAAGGGUCUAUGGAUUCCGAACGGGACUCGCGGCCCAAACGGUUAACGAUGACAAGUGA
This is a messenger RNA of Paracoccidioides brasiliensis Pb18, 381 nucleotides long. RefSeq lists its product as uncharacterized. Bases 1 to 381 code for a protein of 126 amino acids. The record is from RefSeq and is a predicted model, not a curated record. The transcript has 2 exons.